Oryzias latipes (Japanese medaka) is the source of this 1405-nucleotide messenger RNA. RefSeq names its product cell division cycle 42, like (gene cdc42l). Gene Ontology annotation, molecular function: GTPase activity; GTP binding. NCBI's taxonomy places the organism in Eukaryota, Metazoa, Chordata, Actinopteri, Beloniformes, Adrianichthyidae. The record is from RefSeq and is a predicted model, not a curated record. Gene Ontology annotation, biological process: small GTPase-mediated signal transduction.
CUCAUGUGAUGUGCGCAUGCGCCAGGAAUAUAUUACCCUUCAAACCCGGAUGUAACCAACGCCUAACCUGUCGGAAGAAAAACGGUGGGUUGAUGAAGUAAAAACAAUUCUUAUCAAGAUGCAGACUAUAAAAUGCGUAGUGGUAGGAGACGGUGCAGUAGGAAAGACAUGCUUACUGAUCUCCUACACCACCAACAAGUUCCCCUCAGAAUAUGUGCCAACAGUUUUUGACAAUUAUGCAGUGACAGUGAUGAUUGGGGGAGAGCCAUACACACUUGGCCUCUUUGACACAGCAGGUCAGGAGGAUUAUGACAGGCUGCGUCCUCUCAGUUACCCCCAAACAGACGUCUUCCUUGUAUGUUUCUCUGUCGUCUCCCCGUCAUCAUUUGAAAAUGUCAAAGAGAAGUGGGUCCCUGAGAUUUCACAUCACUGCCCAAGCACACCUUUCCUUUUGGUGGGGACCCAAGUAGAUCUUCGGGAAGACAGCAACACUAUUGAGAAGCUGGCAAAAAACAAACAGCGGCCCCUCCACCCGGAGAGUGGUGAUAAGUUGGCCCGUGAGCUCAGGGCUGUCAAAUAUGUGGAAUGCUCUGCUCUCACACAGCGAGGACUUAAGAAUGUCUUUGAUGAGGCCAUACUGGCAGCUCUGGAACCUCCUGAAACCAAAACGAAGAAGAAGUGUCGUCUUCUAUAGAGAAAAGCCAACACUGGGAAAUAUUCUAAUGGGUGGGAUAGUUUGCCACAAAGGCCACAUGGCUGUUUUCAGGGGAAGCAAGAAAGGACAAAACCAAACUAGGCUGGAGAUGCCAAUGAUUCAUUUUAGUAGUGUCUGUUUAAAUUGUGCCUUCAAAUAAAAAGGAAAGAAAAUCCAAAGGUGCAAAUAUUCCACCAUGCAGUAAGUGCCACAGAUCUCCUUUUUUUUUUUUUGAAAGCUUUUAGAAAUAUAUGUUCUUGAGUGGUACUCUAUUUGCUUUUUUAGCCCUCUGUUUAUUAAAUAAUGAAUGCAUAAUAGAUGUAAUAUCACUCCAAACAAAUAUGACUGUUUGCCAUGGCUACUGUCCACCAACUCCCUUUGACGUUUACAAAGGCUUGGUGUGUUUCGCCAGUUUGACUUCCAUCAGGUGAUUUAUUCAUUUUUUGUUCUAUUUUUUUAUAUGUAUUAUACAAAUUAAGUAAUGUGUUUUGGGGAAAUUUUAGAAUUUAAAAUGUUUUUAUUUUGAAACUUGAAUUUUUACUUAAUCGAGAUCAAUCUUUUUUGUUGUUUUUCAGAGAAAAGCAAUAAAUAAAAUAUAGAUUUUUGGUAUCUUUGAUUUAUUCUUAAUCAGGAUAAAGAUUUUUACCUUUUCUAGGGAAAUUCUGGGCGUUUGUAAUCACAGGAAUUUUUAAUAAAUUGGUUUUCCAAAAA